Pseudocercospora fijiensis CIRAD86 is the source of this 1935-nucleotide messenger RNA. RefSeq lists its product as uncharacterized. The transcript is spliced from 8 exons. Lineage: Eukaryota; Fungi; Ascomycota; Dothideomycetes; Mycosphaerellales; Mycosphaerellaceae. Bases 1 to 1935 code for a protein of 644 amino acids. The record is from RefSeq and is a predicted model, not a curated record.
AUGCAGCCUGAAAAUAGCCACCAAGACCCAGCCGCGGGCUUGGGCACCAACACAAACAUCGCGCCAUCAAUGGGCUACUCCUACAUAGGCAACCCUACCUCACCAUUCACUGCUACUCGCAACAGCUACGGCUAUACUACCAUUGACGCUCAGCCUGGCGCACCAGCUCAGAACCAAACCGGUUCCAUGGGCACCGGCACCACACGUCACUACAUGCCAUCAGUCAGCGGUGGCAUGAACCUCUAUCAACCUCUCCCACUCAAUAGCACCGUCUAUACUCACCAAAAAGAUGACGACAGCUACCAGCAGCAUCCGGCCAGCCAGCUCGAUGACAUGCAUGUGCCGUCCUAUGCAAGCUACACCGGUGUCAACGGCACACCACCAUACGGUACUCCCCCCUCAGACCUCAACACACACUUCGGCGACCCAGAAGAGGGCAACUUCAUUCCCUUCGACUACCAUCAGCUGCCCCGCGACUUCACCCGCUCUUCGCCGUCAUCACUUCACAUCCACGGUUUCGACUCCAGUACUUCAUAUGCGCCAGGCUCAUCCGAGACGGAGCAUGGUGAGCCUGUUGCCAUUGACACCCAUCAGCCAUUGCCUUCCUCUGCGAACAAGCGUAAGAUUGCGCAGCCACGUGCUCGACGUCCAGUGCAGAAGAACUUCACGCCACCCUCAUCUUCGGCCUCGCGGACACCACCUCUAGAGCAUGUCCAUGAGAUCUCACCUCCUCGCGGCUCAUCUAGACUCAUCUACAACGGCUUUGCAGAUGCUGAGGCCAAAGCCUACAACCGCAGCCGCUUGAACAUUGGUGGCGACGACUGGCACCACAUCAAGAACAACCCAGCCGAGCAUGUUGAGAAGCUCGUAGCUGCAUUCGACCUUCCUUACGGCGAUGUGCCAGAGUACCACCAACUGUCCGACGCUGACCAAGAACAGUGGAUCUCAUACCAAGAAGCGCACAUGGAGAAGAUGAACAAGUUCUCACCUGAGCAGAUCGAAGCUUCCUGCUGGGUCCUUCUCAAGAACAUCAUCGAAGCGCACGAGAUCGGCGUCAAGCGUCUCCGCUACCACCGUAGCGACUACAUCGAGAAGUGCUCCACUCACGUCGAAAGGAUUGCCGAGGCCAUCGCUCUCUACGCCGUCAUCCGUUUCGAUGUCGUCCGCCUGCAGCGAUUCGAUGAGCUUGUGUCGACCACCAGCAGCGCUAUUCAGCGCAAGAUCUCUAACUUCAAGGGCAAUUGGGGCAAAACCAAGAGAGAGCUCGAGAACGAUGAGCGCGCUAAGGAGGUCGGCUUCGAGUACAAGAAGGUGCUUGGAGAGAAGAAGCGCAAGGCUGAUGAUGAGGUCGCGCCACCAAAGGCCAAGCGCCGCAGCACGAAGAACGUCUCCGACCUCUACCAGCGCAUUGAGGCGACCUUGGAGGGCGGCCAGUGUUUGUUUCCGAGUUUGGACGACUGGGGCAUUAAGAUACCAUCAAUCUCGCGAGCGGCUUACCGCAGAAAAACAAUUGUACUCAUAUUGCGCGAUUUCAUCCCUCAACUCCGCGACGAGGCACAAUCUCUGCUCAUUGUAUCUUAUCCAAGAGCCGCUAUGGUGGACAUCAGCUCGGAAAUUGCUUGUGUGAAUAUCAAGGUGGACAAAUGCUGCUCACCUGAAUGGCUGGAAAUCUUCAGGCCUCUCGAUCUUUGUCCGAUUCUGCUGAUGUGCAAGCAGAGAAAGAGCGAUCAAGCAUGCCCAGUAGCUUCACAUUACGCAGAGACGGCUCCAUGGCAAGAUAACGAGCGCAGAGCUAGAUUGAGACGACGGCACGAGGGCGUGCCAAUUUCUUUUGAUGCCGGCGGACUCUUUGCUCUAACGCAACGCUCGCCACCAGGAGAGCCCAAGGGCAGCACUGAGUCUUUCACGUCAGAUUUUGGCGAUGCUUGCUCGUAA